This is a messenger RNA of Pocillopora damicornis (cauliflower coral), 943 nucleotides long. Its product is annotated as alpha-N-acetylgalactosamine-specific lectin-like. NCBI's taxonomy places the organism in Eukaryota, Metazoa, Cnidaria, Anthozoa, Scleractinia, Pocilloporidae. The record is from RefSeq and is a predicted model, not a curated record.
UAUACGAACUCAUAACAGUAGGUCAGUUCACUUGUUGAAGUCUUCGCAUUACUUACUGUUGUUCACACUGAUAUUGUCACCAAAAUGUUUUGUAGUUGGGUCGUAGUUUUCAUUUUUCAAUUGGUGCGUUUUACUAUUUCACGAGACGUCGAGCUUCAAAGUUCCACCGGUGCUACGUCCGAACUAGGUAACAAGCGUGACCCACCACGUUCUAAAUUCGAAAUGUUUGACUUCAAAAAAUUUGGACCUGGUCCCCAAGUAGUGGAGGAUACUUUUAAUAUCAAGAGCUGGGGGUUCGGAACGACUGAGCGAAAAAUGCUGAUGGACAUCAAAACUAGAGUUGAUUCUCUCUCUGCUACAUGUAAAGGGGCCGCUUCAGAGUGUCCUAAUGGUUGGGUUCCGUUCGUGGACUCAUGUUACUUGGUCAUCGACAUCCCAACACUGAAAUGGAGUGACGCUCGACGAACUUGUCAGAAUUUGGGCGGAGAUCUUGCCGUCGUCAAAGCUUUCGUUGAGAACAAAUUUAUCUUUGAGUUGAUGAAGAGGCAGAGGACAGUCACAUAUUUGGGUGUGUGGCUUGGCCUCCACAGAGCAGCAGACGACAAAUUCUACUGGGUGGACGGUACUCCAGCGGAGGCAUGGGAGUAUUCUGCUUGGGCAAAUGACGAUCCACACUCUGUCACCGAGAAGUGUGCGCACAUGUACGGAAACGGGAACAAGCAAGGAAAGUGGAGUGACAUCGUGUGUGACCUGAACCAGCAGGCUCUAAGCUAUUCUCCAGUCGUUCUUUGCCAGAAAAAGGCUAACUAAGGUAGCUGGUAAUCCCUCUUUGUUUUGACUACUUAAGUCGACUGUCAGAGCACUUCAUUAAAUAAACGGUUAAUAUGAUGUAUUGCCAAUUAAAAUUUUGAUUCUAAUUAAAAUAAACUUGGUGAUGGAUGAA